This is a messenger RNA of Xiphias gladius (swordfish), 903 nucleotides long. Its product is annotated as elastase-1-like. The record is from RefSeq and is a predicted model, not a curated record. The transcript has 8 exons. Gene Ontology annotation, molecular function: serine-type endopeptidase activity. Gene Ontology annotation, biological process: proteolysis. Lineage: Eukaryota; Metazoa; Chordata; Actinopteri; Istiophoriformes; Xiphiidae. The coding region runs from base 2 to 820 and encodes 272 amino acids.
CAUGCGCGUGUUUCUGCUGUUCACUGCUCUCACAGCCACAGCGCUGGCUGACUUGGAGCUUCAGUCUAGCUACACAGACAGCAGCACUGCAGGAAGAGUGGUGGGAGGGGAAGAAGUGCCUUAUCACAGCUCCUGGCCCUGGCAGGUUUCUCUUCAGUACUACUCAGAUGGAUCCUAUCACCAUUUCUGUGGAGGAACGCUGAUCAGGAGAGGAUGGGUCAUGACCGCUGCUCAUUGUGUUUACAGUUCCAGGUCUCUGCGUGUUGUGCUCGGUGCACUUUUCCUAUACCAGAAUCAUGGGACAGAGCAAUACAGGAGUGUCAUCAACAUUUAUAUCCAUCCUGAAUGGAACAAUCACAGCAUCUCCUCUGGUAAUGACAUCGCCCUAUUGCAGCUGUCUUCUGAGGUCUCCUUGACCUCUUACGUAAACCUGGCCUCUCUGCCUCCUUUUGGUGAGAUCCUGCCCCACUACAACCUCUGCUACAUCACUGGAUAUGGACGUAUCUCCACUGGCGGAAGCAUGUCUGCCAGGAUGAGACAGGCCUACCUCCCUAUUGUUGACCACCAGACCUGCACCAGCUCUGGCUGGUGGGGCAGCACCAUCAAGACCACCAUGAUCUGUGCUGGCGGAGGAGCUCGGUCAGGAUGCAAUGGUGACUUUGGUGGCCCACUUAGCUGCCAAGUUAACAACAGUUGGUAUGUCCAUGGUAUAGCCAGCUUUGUGUCUGGUAUGGGAUGCAACGCUCCCCAGAAGCCCACUGUCUUCACCCGCGUUUCUGCCUACAUAACAUGGAUGAACUCGGUCAUGAACAAUGGUUGAAGUGGAUUGCAUUUUUUCAACAGACACUACUCUGAACUGAGCUUGUUCUUUAUCUGCAACUAAUUUGACUGUUCAAACCUUCU